Diachasmimorpha longicaudata is the source of this 1836-nucleotide messenger RNA. RefSeq names its product putative fatty acyl-CoA reductase CG5065. Gene Ontology annotation, molecular function: alcohol-forming very long-chain fatty acyl-CoA reductase (NADP+) activity. Gene Ontology annotation, cellular component: peroxisome. The transcript is spliced from 8 exons. Gene Ontology annotation, biological process: long-chain fatty-acyl-CoA metabolic process. The record is from RefSeq and is a predicted model, not a curated record. NCBI's taxonomy places the organism in Eukaryota, Metazoa, Arthropoda, Insecta, Hymenoptera, Braconidae. The coding region runs from base 179 to 1729 and encodes 516 amino acids.
GAGUCCAGCAUUCGGGAGUGAAAAAAAGAAUUUGCUCACUCAGUUUUAUUCCGUCGGUUGAGUGCGGGUUAGUCGCCGGUAUCGUUAAAAGGAGUAGUCAGUUUUGAGACUUCGUGCGGUGCAGGCACCUGUGCAGAAAAUACACCAAUUGUUCACAGGCAUUGGGGGUCUGGUAAACAUGACAGAACCGAAUAUGGAAAAUUUACCAGAUAGAAUAGCUGAUAUGUAUGAGAAUACAGAGAUUCUUAUCACUGGUGGGACUGGCUUUCUUGGUAAAGUGAUAGUGGAAAAAUUUUUACGCUGCAUACCCAAUGUUGGUAAAAUACACAUUCUCGUGAGACCGAAGAAGGGAAAAGAUCCGAAAAAUCGUCUCGAGGAGAUUUUCAAUUCGCCGCUAUUCGAGAAAGUCAGGAAUUUGCGAGGCUUGCCAGCCCUUCACAAGACCGUCUGCGUCGUUAAUGGAGAUGUAGCGUUACCAGGAUUGGGACUGUCACCAGAGGAUAGACAAAUACUCUGUGAGAAGAUCAGCAUUGUUUAUCAUGGAGCUGCUACUGUGAGAUUUGACGAGGGCCUGAAACGUGCUGUAUUGCUGAACACACGUGGUACCAAACAAAUGCUCGAAUUGGCCAAAGAUAUGAAACACUUGAAGCUAUUUGCUCACAUCAGCACAGCUUAUUGUCACUUGGAGGAGAAAGUGCUUCAGGAAAAACCGUAUCCACCACCAGCGGAUCCCCACAAAAUAAUAAAAUGUGUGGAAUGGAUGGAAGACGACGUUGUCGAGGCUAUGACCGAUAAAAUUCUGGGAAAAUUGCCAAACACCUAUGCUUUCACGAAAGCAUUGUCCGAGGGACUUGUAGAGGAGGCCAUGGCCGAUAUUCCAGCCAUCAUUCUCCGUCCAAGUAUCAUAAUACCAGUGUGGAAGGAGCCCCUUCCCGGGUGGACGGACAAUAUCAACGGGCCAACAGGACUUCUAAUUGGCGCAGGAAAAGGCGUAAUAAGAACCAUGUAUUGCGAUGAGCGCGGUUACGCUGACUAUCUUCCUGUUGACAUAGCAGUCAAUGCCAUACUAGGUGUAUCAUGGAACUUCAUACACACCAAAGACGACAGAAGAGUCUACAAUUUAACGAGUAGCCACGAGUUCAAAGUCUCUUGGAGAGAGAUUAUUGAGCGCGGUCGUAAAAUAACGGAAAAGGUUCCGCUGAAUGGUGUUGUGUGGUAUCCCGGUGGUAGCAUGAAGAAAUCACGCUUUAUUCACAAUAUAUGCGUUUUAUUUUUCCACAUGAUACCGGCUUAUUUCAUCGACACUCUGAUAUUUCUAGCUGGCCAUAAACCCAUCAUGUGCCGAGUACAUCGAAGAAUCAACAAGGGUUUCGAGGUGUUCGAGUACUACGCCAACAAUCAAUGGGACUUCGAGAAUCACAGCAUCGAAGUUGUUAGAGAUAAUUUUAAUGAAAGAGAGCGCAAGAGUUACCAGCUCAACGGUGACGAUAUGGAUUUGGAUGCCUACUUCGAGGCUUGCAUCCGAGCAGCACGAAUCUAUAUCCUCAAUGAACCACCCGAGACAAUACCAGCUGCACGAAGGCAUAUGCGAGUGAUGUACUGGGUGGACGUGUUCACGAAGUUUAUGUUCUUCGUCCUUCUGAUCUAUAUGCUCUGCAGCUGGAGUGACAGUUUCAGAGCAUUUCUGAUCGGUGGCUGGACAGUCGUUGCCAACGCCGUCGACGUUUAAAGUUACAAAAAAAUGUAGCACAUUUCCUAUUUUCUACUGUUAUUACUGUAACUUUUAUCAUCAUUACCGACUCAUUGUAAUUAAAAUAAAAUGAAUGAAUAUCUAAA